UGGUAAAGAACACAGUGCCUCACGUGGAGCUUGGAACUGACCUCUGGUAUUGCUCAUAAUCAGCAGAGUUUUCUCCAGACUUUUGACAUGGAGACUUCCAACUCUAGGUCUGUGCAUGUGGAUGAAUGGCAGAAGAAUUACUUCGUAGUUACAUCCCGCACAUGUACACCAAGACAGAAGGCAGAUGCAUAUCGUGCACUUUUACUCAGUAUUCAAUAUGCAUGUGCCAACUCUGAGAUCUCUCAGGUCUGUGCUACCAAGCUGUUCAAAAGGUACACAGAAAAAUAUUCUACAAUUAUUGAUUCUGACAAUGUGGAAACUGGCUUGAAUAACUACGCAGCGAGCAUUUUUCCUUUGGCAGGAUCUCAACAGGCUGACAGUGACAAGUGGCAAUCUGGAUUGUCAAUAAAUAAUGUUUUCGAAAUGAGUAAUGUACAGGGGAUGAUACAAGCUGGCAAGAAAUGGAAAGAGUCUCUCUUGGAACCUGCUGAUGCAUCAGUAGUCAUCUAUAAAGAACCUACUGUCUUUGAGCUUUCUGAACCUAGUGUGUGUGUAAGUUCUGGAGAGCCUGACACAGAUAAGACCCAAGCUAUCCCAGAGAGCAGUCGGAGACAUUCCCCAUUUCAGACGUGUCCCACCUCCUCAGCACCAAUAGGUGAGUCAGCCACUACAACAUUUCACACUACACCAUUAUUUGGAAAUACCAAAAAGGAAACUCACAGCUCUCCUAAAACCAGCACAGGACUAAAUAUGUUCUUAUCUAAUGUGUCUUGUUUCCCUUCUGGCUGUGAAAAUUCACGAGAAAGGAAGGCUUUUUAUGAUCCUGGCACCAUUGACAUGCUUUCCAAUUCAACACUGAAUAAGGCUUUUAGUAAGACUGAAGACAGUGGCCAGAGGGAAGAUAAUAGCCUACCUGCCUUUAAAACUGCAAAAGAACAAUUAUGGGUAGAUAAAAAGAAAAAGUGCCACCAAUCCCAGCAUACAUCCAGAUCUUCAUCUAUUGUGAAAAAGUCCCUGGGAGCUGGGAGAUCAAGAGGAAUAUUUGGAAAGUUUGUUUCUCCUGUAUCUAAUAAGGAAGAUGGAAGUGAGCAGAGUGGAAGGAUGAAGCAGAAGUCUACUAGGGCAGAUUCUACAGAACCAACACACCUCUUUGAUGACUGUCUGAAGAACGUAGAGCCAAGGAUGGUUGAACUUAUUAUGAAUGAAAUUAUGGACCAUGGGCCUCCAGUACACUGGGAAGACAUUGCCGGAGUAGAAUUUGCCAAAGCCACAAUAAAGGAAAUUGUUGUGUGGCCCAUGCUGAGGCCAGAUAUCUUUACUGGAUUACGAGGACCCCCUAAAGGAAUUCUGCUUUUUGGCCCUCCAGGGACUGGUAAAACUCUUAUUGGCAAGUGCAUUGCUAGUCAGUCUGGAGCAACGUUCUUCAGCAUCUCUGCUUCGUCUUUGACUUCUAAGUGGGUAGGUGAGGGGGAAAAAAUGGUCCGUGCAUUGUUUGCUGUUGCAAGGUGUCAGCAGCCAGCUGUGAUAUUUAUUGAUGAAAUUGAUUCUUUAUUGUCUCAACGAGGAGAUGGUGAACAUGAAUCUUCAAGAAGGAUAAAAACGGAAUUUUUAGUUCAGUUAGAUGGAGCAACCACAUCUUCUGAAGACCGUAUUCUUGUGGUGGGAGCCACAAAUCGGCCCCAAGAGAUUGAUGAGGCUGCCCGGAGAAGAUUGGUGAAAAGGCUUUAUAUUCCCCUCCCAGAAGCUUCAGCCAGGAAACAGAUAAUUGUUAAUCUCAUGUCUAAGGAACAGUGUUGCCUCAGUGAUGAAGAAACUGAACUGGUGGUGCAGCAGUCUGAUGGGUUUUCUGGAGCAGAUAUGACACAGCUUUGCAGAGAGGCUUCUCUUGGUCCUAUCCGCAGUUUGCACACUGCUGACAUUGCUACCAUAAGCCCAGAUGAAGUUCGACCAAUAACCUAUAUUGAUUUUGAAAAUGCUUUUAGAACUGUGCGACCCACUGUAUCUCCAAAAGAUUUAGAACUUUAUGAAAAGUGGAAUGAAACAUUUGGUUGUGGAAAGUGAACACAGCAAUUGAAGGGAGAAGCUGUCAUGUAGUAGUAGUUUUUUUAACUUUAGCAUAGGAAGCUUGGGUGUGCUACUUGUAUUGUUUUGGAGUAUAUCCUGAAUUCUAUGCCUCAGAAUAACAGCUUGCCUACUGAUUGAUAUAUUAGUAUGUUGUAUUUGCCUUCCAGUUACUGUGUUAUGUAUAAGCUCAUGUCAUUUAAAUAGAAUUGUUUUGUGUUCUAAGUGAAUUGAUAUUAGAAUUUUAGUAUGGCAAUAAUAGGCUUUGUCAGUAUAGUAUGGCUUACAUUUGAAACAGCAUUGCUAUCUUGGCCUAGAAAGAGUUAAAAUCUUACCAAAGGCUAGAGUGAAAGCAACAAAACUAAACUACAUUAACCUAUGCUGGUUUGUGACUUGUUUUGUGUUUUUUUUUUCCCCCUAUCAAAAUUAACUGAUAAAAACAUUAGAAAUAGCAAGAUGUAAUCUGCUGUCACAGUUGUACCCUGCCCAAACAAAAGACAGUAAGUAUGUUUUUUUGUUUUUUUCCUCCAACGGGUCUAGAAUGUUUUCCAUUAAUAUUUUAUCUGGUAAUACUUGAAAACCUAUUAUUUCACCCUCUUUCAAAACUAAAUGUUUUUAAAUUAUUGUAUCGUUUUGUAAAACAUGUUCACUGUAGAAACUUAGAAGCAAAGAGAAUAAAAAUUGU
Molecule: messenger RNA, 2746 nt
Organism: Psammomys obesus (fat sand rat)
Lineage: Eukaryota; Metazoa; Chordata; Mammalia; Rodentia; Muridae
Gene: Fignl1
Product: fidgetin like 1
Exons: 2
Coding region: 88-2061 (657 amino acids)
Molecular function (GO): ATP binding; microtubule severing ATPase activity; ATP hydrolysis activity
Source: RefSeq, a predicted model, not a curated record